This is a messenger RNA of Patiria miniata (bat star), 1428 nucleotides long. RefSeq names its product allatostatin-A receptor-like. The record is from RefSeq and is a predicted model, not a curated record. The coding region runs from base 48 to 1052 and encodes 334 amino acids. Gene Ontology annotation, molecular function: G protein-coupled receptor activity. The transcript has a single exon. Gene Ontology annotation, cellular component: membrane. NCBI's taxonomy places the organism in Eukaryota, Metazoa, Echinodermata, Asteroidea, Valvatida, Asterinidae. Gene Ontology annotation, biological process: G protein-coupled receptor signaling pathway.
ACACGACUUUCCCAUUUUUCUCUAUAUAUCGUAAGACAAACAUCAUCAUGAAAAUUGCUAUUAUGAUCCAACCUUCGUCAAGUAUUUCUUUUGACAACGAUACGGGCACGGAUGAGCCAUACGGGCCAGGGUUGAUUGCAGUCAACUCCGUCAUCACCAGCCUGGCUUUAAUCGGUAACGGCCUGGUGAUCACCGUCAUGUUGGCAAGGCGUCGAGUAUUCAGCUCCUUCACCAAUCGCCUAAUCCUUCAUCAGUCCGUCAUCGACUCCAUCGCCGCAGUGCUCUUCUUUCUCCACAAGGUAGUCAAGAGUCCCGGUCUCACGGUGUCCGAUGCAAAUACCUUUCUCGACCAAUUUGUCUGUCGUUUCUUGUUCCCCGACAUCUUGAUGUGGUGCGUGUACGUGACGUCCACCUAUAACCUCGUCAUUAUCUCGCUGGAACGGUUCAUGGCGACUUGCUACCCGCUAAAACACCGCAAGGUAAUCUCAAAGGGGAAACUGAAGUUUGCUGUGGCGGCUACUUGGGUAAUCGGAUUUGUCCAUGGCAUAAAUCUCAUCAACCUAUUUGAGCCGCAUCAGGGCAAGUGUCAGCUCGUGUCGAAGACAAGUGGACUUGCGCUUUCUCAAGGCAUGCUGAACACCCUUAUUAGAUACACAGUACCCCUCAUCAUUCUGAUCUAUGCGUAUACGAGGAUCCUCAUCAGGCUACACAAGAAGAUUGUCAACCCAGCGAAUAUCCACCAGAAUUUCUUCCGCAGAGCCAAGGAGAACGUGCUGAAAACAGUCCUGGUGGCCGGCAUCAUGUUCGCAAUCUGCUGGUUCCCUAUAGAAUACGUCUAUUUCCGUGCCAUACUUGGACAUGUUCCAUCCAUGUUGGUCUACCGUGGGGUGACAGCGUUAGUAUCCUGCAAUGCAGCCGUAAACCCCGUUAUUUACUGCUUCAUGUACGAACACUUCCGAUCACAGCUGAAAGACGUUUUCCGGAAACGACUCCGAAGAAACCAAGUGCAAAAUGGGCAGCCCAUUCGGCUUGGUAUUUUGGGCGCUGCCUGAAGUGAUCGUACGUAGGGUGACAUUUUUCAACAGUCAUGUCAACAUAGCGAGGGAGCGGGGUCAGCAACUUAGGAAAGUGGGGAGGGGGAUCUGACCGGGGUAGGGGUGCCGUUAUGCCGAAUUGAUGUAAAAUAUGUGUGCUCAGGAGCAGAAUCUUAGCGCUUAACACGAUGGGAAUAACAAUGAGAAGAUGUAGGUCCUUUGGGUAAAAAGUGAUAUACACUGACAUAUAUUAUCGGGACACACCACAUUUGGGAUUAAAAUUUAAUAUUUUUUAUAACUGUAUUUACUUACAAUGUAUAUAUUUUUAUCUUUCUUUUAUUAUUAAUAUUAUUAUUAUUAUUAUUAAUUUUUUGAGUGGUGCAUGUACCUUCCC